AUGCCCGCCGAUUCAGUUAUUGUAGCGGGGGAGAAGACGACAGAUAUCCUUUUCGAGAGCAUCUCCGAAAGAAGCAAGCAUGAAGACUUUCUACGACGUGCUGUGGACUUUCUGGUGGAGCGAGUGGUCUUCGGCAGGUCGAAUAGGAGUUCCAAAGUGGUGGAGUGGGCUGCGCCGGAGGAGAUAAAGAAGAUCAUCGAUUUGAAACCACGCGAAGGACCCGUUUCUCACGAGCAGCUCUUGACGUUUAUGGCAGAUGUCGCCCGCUAUUCUGUGAACACGGCGCACCCUUACUUCGUGAACCAAUUGUUCUCAUCUGUGGAUCCCUACGGUCUGAUAGGCCAAUGGCUGACCGAUGCCCUGAACCCAAGCGUGUAUACCUUCGAAGUGGCACCAGUCUUCACAAUCAUGGAGGAGGAGGUGCUGAGGGAAAUGAGGAAGAUCGUCGGCUGGACAGGUGGUGAUGGCGAUGGCAUCUUCUGUCCGGGUGGUUCGAUAUCAAAUGGAUACGCGAUCAGUUGCGCGAGGUUUCACCAUUUUCCAGAAAUUAAGACCAAAGGUGUAUACGCAGUACCUAACCUCAUCCUCUUCACAUCAGAGCUAGCUCAUUACUCCACGAAAAAAAUGGCUUCCUUCAUGGGAAUCGGUACUGACAACUGCAUUACAGUAAAAGCCGAUAAAUAUGGUAGAAUGGAUGUUCGAGAUCUAGAGAGUAAAGUACUCGAUGCAAUCAAUGAGGGAUCAGCUCCUUUUAUGGUCACAGCGACUUCGGGUACAACGGUUUUCGGGGCGUUUGAUCCCUUGCUCCCUAUUUCUACUGUUUGUAAGAAAUACAACCUUUGGCUCCACGUGGACGCUGCUUGGGGAGGUGGCGCUUUGAUGUCUAGGAAACAUAAACACCUUUUGAAGGGAAUCGAAUUAGCUGAUUCGGUAACGUGGAAUCCGCAUAAGCUGCUCGCAGCACCGCAACAAUGCUCCACGUUCCUGACGAGGCACAAGCACCUCCUCGCCGAAGGGCAUUCCUCGAACGCGCAGUACCUUUUCCAAAAGGACAAGUUCUACGAUACAUCUUAUGACACCGGCGACAAGCACAUUCAAUGCGGAAGGCGAGCGGACGUCCUUAAAUUUUGGUUCAUGUGGAAAGCGAAAGGCAGCGAAGGUUUCGAGAAACACAUCGACAAGGUAUUCGAGAACGCUUCGUACUUCCUAGAGCAUAUUAGACAUCGUGAGGGGUUCAAACUGGUACUCGAAAAGCCAGAAUGCACGAAUGUCAUGUUCUGGUAUAUCCCACGGUGCCUCCGCGGGUGUGAAAACGAACCGGGUUAUAUGGAAAGACUGCACAAGGUCGCCCCCAAAAUUAAGGAGAAAAUGAUAAAGGAAGGAUGCAUGAUGGUCACGUACCAGCCCCAAGGUAGCUUAACGAACUUCUUCCGUAUCGUUUUCCAAAACUCGGCCUUAGAACACAAGGAUAUGAUCUACUUUGCCAACGAGUUCGAGAGACUCGGCGCAGAUAUAAUUGUUUAA
Messenger RNA from Leptosia nina, 1524 nucleotides. The record is from the annotation of a GenBank genome assembly. Lineage: Eukaryota; Metazoa; Arthropoda; Insecta; Lepidoptera; Pieridae.